GGAAGCCUUGCGGCGGCCUCGCGGUAACGCGGAGGCGAGAUGUAGCGGGCCGGGGGUCGCGGCUGGACGCUCGCCUUGGCUGGGGGUGAAGGGGAGCACGCUGGGGGCCGAGGAGGACUAGCGAGGAGGAGUGAUGAAAAGAGGGGGUACCCUGCACCCCCCGAGACCACGGGUCCCUGCUGCCACUCGCCAGGCGCCCCCCUUCCUCCCCAGCGAGGCGCAGGUGCACCGCACCGAUUCCUGUGACUGUAAGGACCAGGGUUUCGAAGCAGCACAAGGUGUUCCCAGGAAGAGAGGGCACAGACGGCAGAUUCUGCCCUGGGACCAGCAAAGCCUGAGGUGCCGUGGGGAGCCCUCGGGCCCAAGCAAGAAGAGUGGGCAGGAGCCGCAACUCCAGGCCGAGGGGGCUGUGUUCUGAAAGAUCGAACUCAAGCCACUGCUCGUGAAAGAGGGCCCACCUCAAAUGGUACCUUAGAUCUGGCGGGGCUUUUCUGCUCCGAAGCCCCCCCACCCCCUGCUCGGGGGAGCCUGCUCCUGAGAACCAAAGAAGAUAAGAAGCCAGAGAACAUCCCCCCUUCAGCACAGCGCGGGCCCACUGGAGGCAGGCUUUCUGCCCCCCUAGUGGCCGGUCACUGAGUCUGGUGAGGAGCUUCGUGUUUCCUUUCAGCUUGGGGCUGCAGUGCUUGAUGGGGCUGCCUGUUAGUGGAUCAGUUCUUGCAGUGCCCGGUGGGAGCCGAGAGCCGUGGGAAGCGGUCCUGCGGCGCCCAAGCCAGGGCUCGCCCCAAGACUAAGUUCUUUUCCAAGUUCGAGGGGGAGAAAGCAAGCAGGAGAGGAGGAGAGCGCCUCCUUCCCCUCCUCCAUGCCCGUCAUGUCCUCCAAACCGGAGCCGAAGGAAGUCCACCAGCUGAAUGGGACUGGUCCCACUGCCGCACCCUGCUCUGCAGAGGGCCCUGGGCGAGAGCCCUUGGCCGGAACCUCGGAGUUCCUGGGGCCUGACGGGCCUGGGGUCGAGGUGGUGGUGAUUGAGUCUCGCGCCAACGCCAAGGGGGUUCGGGAGGAGGACGCCCUGCUGGAGAACGGGAGCCAGAGCAACGAGAGCGACGACGUCAGCACGGACCGCGGCCCCACGCCGCCCUCCCCGCUGAAGGAGACCUCCUUCUCCAUCGGGCUGCAAGUGCUGUUUCCCUUCCUCCUGGCAGGCUUUGGGACGGUGGCCGCCGGCAUGGUGCUGGACAUCGUGCAGCACUGGGAAGUCUUCCAGAAGGUGACGGAGGUCUUCAUCCUGGUACCUGCGCUGCUGGGGCUCAAGGGGAACCUAGAGAUGACCUUGGCAUCGAGGCUGUCCACUGCAGCCAACAUUGGACACAUGGACACACCCAAGGAGCUGUGGCGGAUGAUCACCGGGAACAUGGCUCUCAUCCAGGUGCAGGCCACGGUGGUGGGCUUCCUGGCGUCUAUUGCAGCCGUGGUCUUUGGCUGGAUCCCCGACGGCCACUUCAGCAUCCCUCAUGCCUUCCUGCUCUGCGCCAGCAGCGUGGCCACGGCCUUCAUCGCCUCCCUGGUCCUGGGUAUGAUCAUGAUUGGGGUCAUCAUCGGCUCUCGCAAGAUUGGGAUCAACCCAGACAACGUGGCCACGCCCAUUGCUGCCAGCCUGGGUGACCUCAUCACCUUGGCACUGCUUUCAGGCAUCAGCUGGGGACUGUACCUGAAGCUGGAGGUCUGGCGGUACAUCUAUCCCCUGGUGUGUGCCUUCUUUGUGGCCCUGCUGCCCGUCUGGGUGGUGCUGGCCCGGCGGAGCCCAGCCACAAGGGAGGUGCUGUACUCAGGCUGGGAGCCCGUCAUCAUUGCCAUGGCCAUCAGCAGUGUGGGAGGCCUCAUCUUGGACAAGACUGUCUCCGACCCCAACUUUGCAGGGAUGGCUGUCUUCACACCUGUGAUUAAUGGUGUUGGGGGCAAUCUGGUGGCAGUCCAGGCCAGCCGCAUCUCCACCUUCCUGCAUAUGAAUGGCAUGCCCGGGGAGAACUCUGAGCAAGCUCCUCGCCGCUGUCCCAGCCCCUGCACCACCUUCUUCAGUCCUGAUGUGAAUUCCCGCUCAGCCCGGGUCCUCUUCCUCCUCGUGGUCCCAGGACACCUGGUGUUCCUCUACACCAUCAGCUGUAUGCAGGGUGGCCACACCACCCUCACACUCAUCUUCAUCGUCUUCUACAUGACAGCCGCACUGCUCCAGGUGCUGAUUCUCCUCUACAUCGCAGACUGGAUGGUGCACUGGAUGUGGGGCCGGGGCCUGGACCCAGACAACUUCUCCAUCCCGUACUUGACAGCCCUGGGGGACCUGCUGGGCACUGGGCUCCUAGCACUCAGCUUCCAUAUCCUCUGGCUCAUUGGGGACCGAGACACGGAUGUCGGGGACUAGUCUGGUCUCUCCACGUUCUCCCCGCCCCUGUGCACUUUCUAUUUGAAAUUGUUCUUUGAACCCCCUCAUCCCCUACUCCCCGCCCCCACCUCCACACUCCCACCUCUUUCUAGGACUCCACUUUGAUACCGAAUUCUCAUUAUUUUCAAUGGGAAUUUUUAUACAUUGAGCCAAGUUUGUAUAGCAAGAAUUCAGGAAGGACACACGGACCGAGCUAGGCAGUGCAAGUAGAUGUUUGAGACAAUCACCAAGUGCAAUUUCAUGGUGGGUACCUCCAGGUGGUGCGGGCAAGGAUGCUUCGUCUGGGAUCUGGGGACACUGGGUUCAGCUUUAGCAGCUUCAGUCUUGGCCCUAAUGAGAAGCCCUCUGGGAGUGGGGCUGUGGGUUUUGUUUCUUCUUUAUUAUUAUUAUUUUUUUUUUUGGUUGAACAAGAGGGAUAAAUAUCCACUACCCCCAAACAAGCACAUAUGCUUCAAGAAGUGGACCAACCUCAAGGUGUGGGCAGGGGACAGCUGCUUCUGGCCACCUAUCAUCCUUGCCCUGUUCUCUGUCCUGGGGACUUAGACCCUCCUGAGCUCAGAAAGAAAGAGCCCUGGUGACUUAGUGGGUUACAUGUUGGGCUGCUCUCUGCAAGGUUAGCAGUUCACAACCACCAGCC
Echinops telfairi (small Madagascar hedgehog) is the source of this 3071-nucleotide messenger RNA. It is a transcript of the gene SLC41A1, whose product is annotated as solute carrier family 41 member 1. The transcript is spliced from 11 exons. Gene Ontology annotation, biological process: monoatomic cation transport. Lineage: Eukaryota; Metazoa; Chordata; Mammalia; Afrosoricida; Tenrecidae. Gene Ontology annotation, cellular component: plasma membrane. Gene Ontology annotation, molecular function: monoatomic cation transmembrane transporter activity. The record is from RefSeq and is a predicted model, not a curated record. Bases 860 to 2413 code for a protein of 517 amino acids.